AGCGGAGAAAGUCUGCAUUAAAUGCGACGAGUAUUAUUGCACUGUGCACGUGAUGCCACAUCUGGAGAAUAACACACUGCGACAGCACGUGCUGAUCGAUCCAGUGGCUAACACCAGCAGACUGUGUAAAGUACAUGGGAAAGAGUUGGAGUUGUUCUGUACGACCGACAGCACUGCUCUGUGUGUGUACUGCAUGUUACCAUCAGAAGCCAAACAUCUGCAGGGUCACAAUGUGGUCAAACUCUCGGACUCCAUGGACAGUUUUAAGGAGGAGUGUAAAGUUAAACUUGACUGUAUUAAAGCUAACCUGUCUAAAGUUCAAGAUGGACUUUCCAUACUAGACGAACAAUCAUCUGCCACUAAGGAGGAGAUUGAGAAUCAGCAGCAAGAGAGCACAAAGGUCUUGAGCAGGAUGAGGCUUUUCUUAAGUUUUGAAGAGAAAGCCUGGCAGAAGCGUUUCUCGGUGGACCUGGUGCAGGAGGGCCAAAGCGUGAGACAGAAAGCAGAGAGAAUGAACAGGUUGAGAAGUAGGUUACUACAGGCACAUGAAACCUUGGGUCAGGCCCAAAACUUUCACGACCCUUUGAUUCUACUGCAGACUUUAAAAAAUACAGACUGGACUGAUUUAUUUGAUGAAAAAACUUGUGAAAAUCAGAUCUCAGAGACAAUUGAGUGGAAUCAUGCAAAACCCACAGCUCUGUCAAAGAUUUCCCCGUUGCUCCAGUCCAUUCGCAAGACAUUUGCUGGGGAGGAUAUCAUGUUCAACUCUUCGUCAGCACAUCACAGACUCAAGUUUAACCCAGAGCGCACCACCGUGUGGCUGACAGAUGAUGGUGGACUUUGUUCUGCCUCUUUUUCCUCUGAAGAUUUUUACUGUGUGGUGGGUGAAGCUUCAUUCUGCCGUGGCAUCCACUACUGGGAGGUUGAUGUGGCUUCUGUCCACUCUUGGGCAGUUGGAGUGUCAUACAGAUGUCAGCAGGAUCGUUCUGGUCUUGGCAGGAAUGAUCUUUCCUGGGCUUUACACUACAGUAGGGACCGCAGGCAGUUCUGUGCCCACCACGACUGGCUUCAGUUCAGCUUCUCAGACUCUGGCCUCCCCGCACGAGUGGGUGUUUAUUUGGAUAUGGAUAGUGGUUUCCUGUCUUUCUAUGAUGCCGUUAGUAUCAAGCAUCUUUACACUUUUUAUUGUGACUUUCAAGCUCCAGUGUUUCCUGCUUUCUGUCUGAGUUUGAGGAAUGCAGCAGGAGCUUCACAGCAGAUGAAAAUAAUAAACCCCACGUCAAAUAAAAGACUAGGGAUGCUUUGAUCAGGAUUUUGCAGCCAAUACUGAUGAUGACCAUCAAUACAGUAUAACUUUACAACACGUAAUUGAUUAUUUUUUAGAUUAUGGCAUUUUUCCUGCACGUGAGUUAUGUUUACCGUUACCAAGAACAUUAUCACCUAUUAUACUACUCGCUUGAUACUCAUUGGUGGCAUCCACCGCUUAUCUUGGUAAGUGAUACAAUGGGGGAAAUAAGUAUUGAACUCGUCAACAUUUUUUUUCAGUACAUAUAUUUUCAAUGAGGUUAUUCAUGUGAAAUUUUCACCUGACAUCAGAAUUAUCCUGUCUUGUCCUCGACCCGAGGACAAUGAGACAAACAGACCCAGUUCCGGUAAAUGUGAAACUCAGCACACCUCUGAUCUACUGGCCGUCCUUCAACGUGAUGCCCAGCUGAUGCCUGACCAACACCACCGGCAUACCAACGACCACCGGCAGAACCCGUUUAAUCUCCUUAUCCGUUUACAUGUAUAUACAUAUCUCCCAAGGGUUUUUCUCUCCUAGGACUUUUUUUCUCCUAGGGGGUUUUUCAACCCGGGGAGGCAGCCUUCUUGGGCUUUACUUAUCACCCUCUUCUAUACGUUAGAUUAGUAAUACGCUCGCUUAAAAUGUUGAUUCAUAGCCACAGCAAAUUUAGCUACUUAUGCUGUCGUGUAUUAUGUUGUGCUAUCUGUCGAUUUUCAGUGCUUUUCACUGCUCCUAUUAUUGUAAAGCUGCUUUGAAACAAAUUCUUUUUUCAGACGAACAUGUUUUUUUUUAGAAAUUGUCCUAGAUGUUUCCGUUUACAAAAUGUAAAGUUAUGGGUCCGCUCCUUCAAGUCCAAAAAAUCGGCAUCCAUCCUUCACAAAAGUAAUCCAAAGCAAACAGCGUCUUAGUCGUGUCCGCAUGAAUGUCAGAUGAAUGUGUCUCCAUCUUCCGCAUUUGUCAUACAUCACAAGAAAAGUGCGUACACUACGCUAAUACUCUCUUAUGAAUGCGGACGCUAAGAUGGCGGCGUUACCAGAAGCUAGUUAUUUUCGUUUAGAAAGUUUUCAAUAUGGAUAUUUCUACAACAAACCAGCACAGCUCUUUCCGAGUGGUCCUUGGCUCUUGGCCUACUCUUCUGACUAUUCUCCUUCUUCCUGGUCAGGAAUCUUGCGAGGAGCUCUUGGGCUUGGCCGGUUGAUGUUGCUUCCACUUGCGGAUAAAGGCCCCAAUGGUGCUUACAGGAAGAUUCAGAAAUUUUGAAAUACACCUGUAUCCGAUUCCAUCAAUAUGUUUCCCAACAACAAGGUCUUGGGAGAGCUCUUUGCUUUUACCCAUCAUGAGAUGUACCUUGUGUGACAACUUGGUAACAAAUAAUAAUAUGAAGAGUUUGGUUCCAAAAUGUAAUUUUUUGGCAGUAACAAUUUAAUAAAAAAAAUGCACAGAUAGGAAAUAUAAUUACUUUCUAAAUACUUAUGGAUUUCAGCUGGUUCCUUGCCUUGAUGACUAUCUUUGUUUCUUUUUCCGGUGUUAUUUUUAUUGCACAUAACUUUAUUUAUUGACUUUUUUACAUUUGUUGAUUUCUUGAGUUAAUACUGAUGUCUGGUGAAAAUUUUGUGAAUAACCUCAUUGAAAAUAUAUGUCCUGAAAUUAUUGUUGAUGCGUUCAAUACUUAUUUCCCCCACUGUAUUUUUAUGCUACUUCAACUUGAACGUCAUUCUGCAUUUUUUUAACACUGUUUUCUUGCUCUAUAUUUACAAGAUGCAGGGAUUGUUCAAGAUUUUGCAUAACAAAAACCUACUAUUACACACCUAGAUUGUUUAACAAUGUUAAAUCACACCUAUUCAUCUCGAUUAUAAAAACAGUGUGAUAAUAGUGAAUAACUACAGCGCUAGAAAUGGAAAUAGUUGGUGGUUUGCCAUGUACAGAAUUUCAGAGAGGUCACGUUCAUUGAAUCGAGUGUUUAUGUUCAGUCAGCAGUAUUUCACUUUCCGUCGGCUCCCCAAGAGAGUCGCUCUUGAACAUAUGGAGGUAAUUUGAGUGA
Molecule: messenger RNA, 3326 nt
Organism: Misgurnus anguillicaudatus (oriental weatherfish)
Lineage: Eukaryota; Metazoa; Chordata; Actinopteri; Cypriniformes; Cobitidae
Product: E3 ubiquitin-protein ligase TRIM17
Molecular function (GO): protein binding; zinc ion binding
Source: RefSeq, a predicted model, not a curated record